UCGCGCAGGGGCCGGCCCUUGGAAAUAAAUUAUUUUCAGAAUGAAUCAAGAGAGCGUGCUUGCUUGUUGCGCCGUUUGUAACGAGCUAACACAUCGUAGAUGUGCUCGUUGUCUCAACAUUUAUUAUUGUAACACAGAUCAUCAACGGCAAGAUUGGAAAAGACACAAAAGUGAGUGCGGUCCGAAGUUACCAAAACAAGGAACGAAUAGUCAAAUAGUAGGUGAUUGUGCGAAAUACGGCGAAGAAAGUGGGAAAAUUGUACAGAAAGAGGCUGUUACUAACUCUGUCCAAGAAGAUUUUCAUGUGAGAGGCGCUUCGGAGGGUAGUUCUAGUGAAGUGAGACGUUCGAAAAACUCAAAGACAAAAAAUUCAAAAAAAGGGGGUAAGGAAGUUGUUUCUAGUGUAGAUAAACAAACAUUGCAAAUACCUGCCGAAAACGUGACGAAAAGUGAAAGUAUUGGGGCGACCUCAUCACAGGGGCAAGAUGACAGUAUUAGUGUUAUUUCUAGUGUAGUUUAUACUGACAAAGAAUUAAGUAAAGAAAGUGCCAUUACCUAUGAGGGAUCAUCAGAGCAGGAGAUAUUGAGUGAGUCGGCCCAGCAGUUGAGCACGGUGGACUUUGCUACACCUGGUUCCAGUAAUGUUUUGAGGGCAAUAAAUAGAACAGAUGUGAAGAUGCCUGUGCUACCGGGGUACGGAUCUGACAGUAAUACGAAGAUGAAAGAGUAUCCGGAGGCAUCACUUAAGGGCUCUGGAGCUCCGUUUGGACAUAUGCCAAAUACUUAUUACAUGGAUCCAAGUGAUCCGUGCUACGAAGUGUGUAAUAGACUAAUAAGAGACAUGACCCAGUAUGGUGUGUGUGUUUUGGACAAUUUCCUAGGAAAAGAAAAGGGCUUAUUAGUGCGAAAUGAAGUUUUGGAAAUGUACAGAUUAGGGAUAUUUACGGCAGGGCAAUUGGUGUCAAACCCCGGGAGCUCAGAAGCGCAGACUGUACGAAGUGACCUCAUCACCUGGAUCGAUGGCAAAGAACCACACUGCCAGUACAUCAAGCAGUUGAUCACACAGGUCGACAACAUUGUGCUGAGGGCGAACAAGAUGGCCAACAAUGGGAGGCUGGGCGACUACUUCAUCAACAGGAGGACCAAGGCGAUGGUGGCUUGCUACCCAGGGUCGGGGAGCCACUACGUGAAGCACGUGGACAACCCCAACAAAGAUGGCCGCUGCAUCACAGCCAUAUACUACCUGAAUCUCGACUGGGACGUCAAGAGCUGCGGGGGUCUUCUGAGGGUGUUCCCCGAAGGCACCAACCAGGUAGCAGACAUAGCGCCAAUCUUCGACCGCAUGCUGUUCUUCUGGUCCGACAGGCGGAAUCCCCACGAAGUUCAGCCGGCCUACAGAACGAGAUAUGCCAUUACCCUUUGGUACUUCGACCAUCAGGAAAGAGAAGAAGCUCUAAGAAAAUACAAAAAAGGUCAGCCAUCUUCGAGUCAGUGAUACAGGGUGUCACAAACUCGCUGCGCGUAACUGCAGCCUCUUUGUGAUGUGCGGACUAUGAGUGAACUUCACUAGUGAGUCUAUUGUUCAAUGAUUGACAACUCAACGAAAGCCUUUUAGAUAGUGCUGUUUUAAAAUUGUUAAAGCGAUAUUGUAUGUGCAGAUGUGAUUACUUUUUCUUAUAUGUACUAAAACAUUCACCCUGUAUACAGUAUUAAAAGUAAUUCCCAAAGCCAUUUUUCAUCUAUUUCCUAAUUCUUCAAUCUCUUCUAUUCAAAUCUUACUCAAAAUUAGAAACUAAUUAUAUCUGCACUGACAUAUUGUGUACUCGUAUAUCGCCUUUGAAAGGUUUAAAUGUAUUUUCCUACUAGUAAGUCAAUAUUACUGUUUCAUAGUCCUAUUUUGAACUAGUUUGUACAAAUCCUUUACGCAAUAGAUGUGGACAGAAACCAUUCAGAAUGGCAGGUUUAAUUUCCAAAAUCCUCGAAAAGUUACGAUCGCCUAGCGACACUUUUAACAUCAAGCAAAGUCUGUCGCUUAUUGCCGAACUUCUAACGGGUCAUCAUCAUCAAUGAUGAUUAGGUUGGCAAUCAACUAUCCCAAGGAUCAUGACCUCUAAGCGAGCGUCCUACACUUUUGCAGAGACGUGAUUUCCAUUCAAGGACCUGUUUACUUAGUCCACCUUUCA
Ostrinia nubilalis (European corn borer) is the source of this 2183-nucleotide messenger RNA. RefSeq names its product egl nine homolog 1 (gene Hph). The transcript has 7 exons. NCBI's taxonomy places the organism in Eukaryota, Metazoa, Arthropoda, Insecta, Lepidoptera, Crambidae. The coding region runs from base 41 to 1495 and encodes 484 amino acids. The record is from RefSeq and is a predicted model, not a curated record. Gene Ontology annotation, biological process: cellular response to hypoxia. Gene Ontology annotation, molecular function: ferrous iron binding; peptidyl-proline dioxygenase activity; L-ascorbic acid binding.